CUGAUCCUCGCUAAGCUCCGAGUUCAGGCGGCACCGGGCGUCCCACGAUGCCGAAGAAUAAGAAGAGGAACGCUCCCCACCGCGGUGGCAGUAGUGGCAGCGGCUCAGGGGCUGCUGCAGCGACGGCGGCGACAGCAGGUGGUCAGCAUCGAAAUGUUCAACCUUUUAGUGAUGAAGAUGCAUCAAUUGAAACAAUGAGCCACUGCAGUGGUUAUAGCGAUCCUUCCAGUUUUGCUGAGGACGGACCUGAAGUCCUCGAUGAGGAAGGAACUCAAGAAGACUUAGAGUACAAGUUGAAAGGAUUCAUUGACCUAACACUUGAUAAGAGUGCCAAAACAAGACAGGCAGCUCUUGAAGGCAUUAAAAAUGCACUGGCUUCAAAAAUGCUUUAUGACUUUAUCCUGGAAAGAAGAAUGACUUUAACAGACAGUAUUGAACGCUGCUUGAAAAAAGGUAAGAGUGAUGAACAGCGGGCAGCUGCGGCAUUAGCAUCUGUUCUUUGUAUUCAGUUGGGCCCUGGAAUUGAAAGUGAAGAAGUUUUAAAAGCACUUGGACCAAUCUUAAAGAAAAUUAUUUGUGAUGGAACAGCUAAUAUCCAGGCUAGGCAAACUUGUGUAACUUGUUUUGGUGUUUGCAGUUUCAUUGCCACAGAUGACAUCACUGAGCUAUAUUCAACUCUGGAAUGUUUGGAAAAUAUCUUCACCAAGUCCUAUCUUAAAGAGAAAGACAGUAAUGUUACUUGUAGCACCUCUAAUACAGUGCUUCACAUCAGUUCACUUCUAUCAUGGACAUUGCUACUAACCAUAUGCCCAAUUAACGAAGUGAAGAAAAAACUUGAAGUGCAUCUCUAUAAACUACCAAAUCUUCUCUCAUCUGAUGAUGUGAACAUGAGAAUAGCUGCUGGUGAAUCUUUGGCACUUCUGUUUGAAGUGGCCAGAGGUAUGGAGAAUGACUUUUUUUAUGAAGACCUGGAGUCUUUGACUCAGAUGCUUAGGGCUUUGGCUACAGAUGGAAAUAAGCACCGUGCUAAAGUUGACAAGAAAAAGCAGCGGUCAGUGUUCAGAGACAUCCUAAGGGCGGUGGAGGAGCGGGAUUUUCCAACAGAAACGGUUAAAUUUGGUCCUGAACGAAUGUAUAUAGAUUGCUGGGUCAAAAAGCAUACAUAUGACACUUUUAAGGAGAUUCUUGGAUCAGGGGUGCAGUACCACUUGCAGUCGAAUGAAUUCCUUCGCAACGUGUUUGAACUUGGACCCCCAGUGAUGCUUGAUGCUGCAGCACUGAAAACAAUGAAGAUUUCUCGAUUUGAAAGGCAUUUGUAUAAUUCUGCUGCCUUCAAAGCCCGGACAAAAGCUCGAAGUAAAUGCCGAGAUAAGAGAGCAGAUGUUGGAGAAUUCUUCUAGGUUUUCUGCACCUGAAGAUUACUUUUUAAUUUUAAUUUUUAUUUUGUUGUAAUUUGUAAUGUAUUUAAACUCUGAAGAUAGUUUUUAUCUCUGGUCAACAUAGAUAGCUUUUGUAUUGGAUUAUAUUGCUUAUAAUUUAAUGUAUAGUAUUGCUAAUGAGGAAUUCACAUUGAACAUUCUCUGUAAAUAUAACCAGUAAAUAUGAUUAAAUUGUAAUGUCUGAAUAUUUUCUAUUUAUGAAGUGAGCAUAAACAUAGUAUUUCACAAUAAGAAAAACUAUUAGCCAAGGUUAAAUUUGUUAGUAUUAUGGUUGUAAUCAUUGUGUGUGUGUGUGUGUGUGUGUGUGUGUGUGUGUGUGUGUAUGGUUUUAAAACUUAGAUCUUUUAGACAAAUAAGUUCUGGAUGCAAUUUUGGGAGCUAGUUCUGAAAGGCUGCUAUGAUUUUCAUUUUCAGUGGAAUCACCGGGAUCAACAAAGGGAAUUAUUACAUGAGACCUAAUAGCUACUAUAAAAGGCCAUUCAGUCCAGCCUUUGGGAGUUCAUGAUGAAUUAACAUGCCAGAACACUACUUUUGUCUGUUGUGUAAGAACUUAGGUGCUUUACCUUGAAAUAAAGAAGUUUUCACACUAAAA
Erinaceus europaeus (western European hedgehog) is the source of this 2031-nucleotide messenger RNA. RefSeq names its product interferon related developmental regulator 1 (gene IFRD1). Bases 48 to 1400 code for a protein of 450 amino acids. The transcript has 12 exons. Lineage: Eukaryota; Metazoa; Chordata; Mammalia; Eulipotyphla; Erinaceidae. The record is from RefSeq and is a predicted model, not a curated record. Gene Ontology annotation, cellular component: nucleus.